Molecule: messenger RNA, 1143 nt
Organism: Hyaloperonospora brassicae
Lineage: Eukaryota; Oomycota; Peronosporomycetes; Peronosporales; Peronosporaceae
Source: the annotation of a GenBank genome assembly
AUGCCGCCCCCACGCGCCGCCGCGCCGCACCUCCUGCUCCUCCUCGCACUCGUCGCGCUGUCGUCUGCCCCGUCCCGCGUCCAGGCCGCGCCCGUCUCCCUCACGGACGCCACGUUCGACCACGCCACCAGCACGAACGUCUGGUUCAUCAAGUUCUACGCGCCCUGGUGCAGCCAUUGCAAGCAGCUCGCGCCCACAAUCGCCGCGCUGGCCGCCGCCCCCGCGCUCCACGACACGAACGUGCGCGUGGCGACCGUCGACUGCACCGCCGAGCGCAGCGUCUGCGCGCGCUUCAGCGUCGGCUCGUACCCGACGCUCAAAGUCGUGGCACAGGGCCACGCGUACGACUACAGCGGCCGGCGCGACGUGCCGACAAUGGCUACCUUUGCGCUCGGGGGCUACAAGACCACGUUUGGCGAGCCCGUGGUGAGCGACGAGGAGCACGUGGCGCAGCGCGCGGCGGCCGCGGCCGAGCAGCAGGAGAACGAGCGCCAGAGCGCCGUCGUGCCGCUCACGACGGCCUCGUUCGAGCGCGACGUGCUGGCGAGCCACGAGCCGUGGCUGAUCAAGUUCUACGCGCCCUGGUGCGGCCACUGCAAGCGCCUGGCGCCCACGUGGAACAAGCUGAGCCGCACGCUGCAGGAGCGCGGCAGCCGCACGCGCGUGGCCAAAGUGGACUGCACCGUGCACCGCCGCGUGUGCUCGCGCUUUGGCGUGCACGGCUACCCCUCGCUCGUGUACAUUAACGACGGCCACGUGUACCGGUACAAGGGCGGGCGGUCGCUGGCUGCGUUUGUGGACUUUGUCGAGAGCGGCUGGGAGACGGCCGAGUCCACAGGCCCAGUGCCGGACGAGGGCUUUUUCUCCAAGAUCGUCGACACGGUCAUUGAGUGGGCGACGGAGCACACGGUGCUGGCGGUGCUGGCGUGUAUUCUCGUAGUCGCGAUUGUCGUGGCGAUCUUGGUCGCGCUGCUGGACUACUGGCUCGGGGCCGACGACGUGGCGCAGUACAAGCGGGUGCUGGACGAGAAAGAAGCGGGCGAGACGCAGGACGGAGAAGAGGAGGAAGAGGAGGAACUGCCGCCGCGCACGCCGUCUGCAGCAGAGGCCAAGAAGUCUGGCCAGAAGCCAAAGGGCGAGUAA